AUGUCGUAUUUCCUAGGUAGCACCGGACAAUAUGCUCACGUCGAGGUCAACCCGGAGAAAAUCAAGCUCGCCGAGGUCCAGUUCACCGUGAUGGCAUCCACGUUCAACUCCGUGUUGUCCAGAUGCCGAGAAAAGUGUAUUGUUCCCGAGUACGGCGAAGGAGACCUUGCUACGGGCGAACAGUCAUGUGUAGACAGAUGUGUGGCCAAAUACGUCAAGGCCAACGCCAACAUAGCGCAGCAUGUUCAGUUUAUGAUGCUGCCGGAUCAGAUGCCGGAGUAUAAGAAAGUGGAGGCCAUGAUGAGAGACUGUAAAUAG
Molecule: messenger RNA, 318 nt
Organism: Australozyma saopauloensis
Lineage: Eukaryota; Fungi; Ascomycota; Pichiomycetes; Serinales; Metschnikowiaceae
Gene: TIM12
Product: Tim12p
Exons: 1
Coding region: 1-318 (105 amino acids)
Biological process (GO): protein insertion into mitochondrial inner membrane
Cellular component (GO): mitochondrial inner membrane
Source: RefSeq, a predicted model, not a curated record